Messenger RNA from Theobroma cacao (cacao), 1876 nucleotides. It is a transcript of the gene HXK3, whose product is annotated as hexokinase 3. NCBI's taxonomy places the organism in Eukaryota, Viridiplantae, Streptophyta, Magnoliopsida, Malvales, Malvaceae. The record is from RefSeq and is a predicted model, not a curated record. Gene Ontology annotation, biological process: glucose 6-phosphate metabolic process; glycolytic process; intracellular glucose homeostasis. Gene Ontology annotation, cellular component: cytosol; mitochondrion. Gene Ontology annotation, molecular function: D-glucose binding; fructokinase activity; ATP binding.
GCAGCUCUCUCUUUCUCUUUCUACAUCUCAACCUCUUAAAAAGAUUGUACCUUUUUCUCUUUUUUACUUUCGUUCUUUGGUUUUUGAUCUUUGUUUGUUAACUGCAAUGUCGUUCGCUGCAACCACAACCGCAACGCCGUCGUUCCGCAUCAAACGAUCCACGAGGGGGGUGCCUCGGACGAGGAUGGCCGUCCGAUCUAGCACCAUUUCAGUGGCUCCAAUGUUGACCAAGCUACAGAGUGACUGUGCCACUCCUCUGCCAGUUCUUCGCCACGUGGCGGAUUCCAUGUCCACUGAUAUGCAUGCUGGCCUUGCUGUUGAUGGCGGUAGCGAUCUCAAGAUGAUCCUCAGCUACGUUGAUAGCUUGCCUACUGGGAACGAGAAAGGAUUGUUUUAUGCGUUGGAUCUUGGAGGAACCAACUUCCGGGUGCUAAGGGUUCAGUUAGGUGGCAAAGAAGAGCGCGUGAUCGCCACUGAAUUCGAGCAAGUAACCAUUCCUGAAAAACUCAUGUUUGGUACCUCUGAGGAGCUAUUUGAUUUUAUUGCUUCUGUGCUGGCAAAUUUUGCGCAACAAGAAGGUGGAAAAUUUCACUUACCUCCUGGAAGGAAAAGGGAAAUUGGAUUCACUUUUUCUUUCCCUGUGAAGCAGACAUCCAUUGAUUCUGGAAUACUGAUGAAGUGGACCAAGGGUUUUGCAGUCUCAGGAACGGCUGGAAAAGAUGUGGUUGCUUGCUUAAACGAAGCUAUGGAUAGGAAAGGAUUAGAUAUGCGAGUGUCUGCGCUGGUGAAUGAUGCAGUGGGAACUUUGGCUGGAGCUAGAUACUGGGAUGAUGAUGUUGUGGUUGCUGUCAUUUUGGGUACAGGAACAAAUGCUUGCUAUGUAGAACGGAUGGAUGCUAUCCCUAAAAUGCAAGGCAAGUUUUCUCCAUCUGGAAGAACGAUUGUCAACCUUGAGUGGGGAGCAUUCUCAAAAGGCCUUCCUUUAACAGUGUUUGAUAGAGAUAUGGAUGCUGCUAGCAUCAAUCCUGGGGAGCAGAUAUUUGAGAAGACAAUCUCUGGAAUGUACCUUGGUGAAAUUGCACGAAGAGCUCUGCUGAAUAUGGCUGAAGAAGGUGCUCUUUUUGGUGAAUCCGUGCCCGAAAAACUAUCCAUGCCUUUUAUACUCGUAACCCCACAUUUAUCUGCAAUGCAGCAGGACAAUGCAGACGAUCUGCAGACUGUUGGAUCAAUCCUAUAUGAUGUUGUCGGGGUUGAGUCCAACCUAAAUUCAAGGAAGAUUGUCAUAGAGGUGUGCGACACUAUCGUGAAGCGGGCUGGACGCUUAGCCGGUGCUGGAAUAGUUGGGAUUCUCCAAAAGCUAGGGAAAGAUUCAAAAAGUGCCGUCUUCGGCAAACGAACAGUGGUGGCCAUGGAUGGAGGCUUGUAUGAGCGCUACCCCCAGUGCAGACGAUACAUAAAAGAGGCAGUCGCAGAGCUGCUUGGACCUGAAACAUCUCAGAACAUCAUCAUAGAGCAUUCGAAGGAUGGCUCUGGGAUUGGAGCCGCACUCUUGGCUGCUACAAACUCCCAGUAUGACCACGAUUAUUAGGCAGGUCAACCUCAUAGUCUCCACAAGGGAAAAACUAUUUGCCAUGUAUUUUAUCUUUCUCCAAAGCAGUUGCAGUUUUGUAAUAUAAUUGUUAUAGGCAUCUGGGUAAGAACAAUAACAGCCUGUAGAACACAGUAGAAGUUCAGAAAUUCAAUCCAGAUUGUGAAAUCAAGACAUCUCUCUGUAUUUGUAUCACCAUGUAGUUAUGGGACGAAUUCUCGUACCACCAUCUAGAUAAAUGUUUUUGUAUGUGCUAUUAUAUCGUAAUUAUUUCUUUUGGGGGGCAAA